AUGGCCCUGGUCGAGGCUGGCCUCCUCGAUCAACUCCGCGACGACCUUGGCUACACCCUCGACUAUGACGGCACCGUCCACUACUACGAAAACCAGAUCCCCGCCGAAGAUCCCGACCACCGCGGCAUGAAGAAGCCGCGCGCUGUGAGCGCCGUGACCGAAGCGCUGAGCGCACAGGUCUACGAGAAAGCCAAGCAGGGUCAGAUGGUCUUGACACUGGGAGGUGAUCACUCGAUCGCCAUCGGAUCCAUCUCCGGCUCGGCCAAGGCUACCCGCGAACGCCUGGGUCGGGAGCUGGCCGUCAUCUGGGUUGAUGCGCACGCCGAUAUCAACAUUCCGGAGAUGAGCCCUAGUGGAAACAUCCACGGUAUGCCCAUGGCGUUCUUGACGCGCUUGGCCCGCGAGGAGCAGAAGGACAUCUUCGGCUGGUUGCAGGAUGAGCACAUCGUCAGCACCCGUAAGCUGGUCUACAUUGGUCUGCGCGAUGUUGAUCGCGGCGAGAAGCAAAUCCUUCGGGAGCAUGGCAUUAAGGCGUUCAGCAUGCACGACAUUGACCGGUACGGUAUUGGCCGUGUGGUUGAGAUGGCUCUGGCCCACAUCGGAAACGAUACCCCUAUUCACCUUUCAUUCGACGUCGAUGCUCUGGAUCCGCAGUGGGCUCCCAGCACCGGCACUCCCGUGCGUGGCGGUCUGACUCUUCGUGAGGGUGAUUUCAUCUGCGAGUGUGUGCAUGAGACGGGCAACCUGGUCGCCAUGGACCUGGUGGAGGUCAACCCCAGCUUGGAGUCGGUAGGCGCCUCCGAAACCAUUCGGACCGGUUGCUCGUUAGUGCGCAGUGCACUGGGUGACACCCUCCUGUGA
Messenger RNA from Aspergillus oryzae RIB40, 861 nucleotides. Its product is annotated as arginase. The coding region runs from base 1 to 861 and encodes 286 amino acids. The record is from RefSeq and is a predicted model, not a curated record. The transcript has 2 exons. Gene Ontology annotation, cellular component: cytoplasm; cytosol; nucleus. Gene Ontology annotation, molecular function: manganese ion binding; arginase activity. NCBI's taxonomy places the organism in Eukaryota, Fungi, Ascomycota, Eurotiomycetes, Eurotiales, Aspergillaceae.